CCCCACCUCCCGAAUUCGUCGUUCCAUCAAUUUUUUAUUCCCAUUCUGCCAUUUUGUGUCCCGGAAUGCGGUAGCAGUAUCGUCGCCCUCAGCUCCUUAGCCGGACUGAGAAUUGAUCGCGAGCCUUUAGGAUAGGUCAGAUCAGGUCCACGUCUCAUAACCUGUGGAAUCCUACAUACCUGCCCACUUUCGCCUUCGUGUUGGGGGGGGCCCUGGAAAGGAAAUCUCGUUUGUCGCAAUCUUUGGCCUCGACGAUCCCCUACGCCCCGUCCUCAACCACCAAUUCAGAUUCACGACGCCACGCUGGACUUCUCCUUAUGAUUAGGGAUCAUAAGGCACCUGCUGGCCCCAGACCAGCCGCGCAGUCUCCGACUCGAUCGACCAAGGAGAACGUCCCCAUAAACCGAAUCGACAACGAACCAAUGCUCCAUGCGUCGUCGUCCAACAACCAUUCGCUCUUCUCUUUUGGUCGGAAUGGGGCCGCGAGUGACAUAGGCGAUAGUACUACGAGCUCCUUCGAAUUCUUGCCCUCCGUCAGUUUCGAUGAUCUCCAAAGCAGCCUCGAAUCAGCCUCCACCGAGUUCAAACUGACCCAGUUUCCCUCGCCAUCCGGUCACGGCAGCAUUCUUGACGAGAAACUACCGGAUAGGAUGGCCGGCCAGUCCUCGGGUACCGCCCAGAAUGGCGCAACUUCCCGUUCAGCUGCUCAGCCGAAUCCUACUCCUAACAUAGGCACCAGGCCAUCGAGGUCCAGUUCGAUACUGAGAAGGCCCAGUACGUCAAGUCGACAGGUUAGCAACGGUUCUACGAUAUCCGUGUCUUCUAGUAUCACCGACGCGCCAACCGCGCCCGCUGCCAUGAGAAACCGGCGACAAAGUCACUACCCCCCGGUUUCUAACACUAACAUCAUAAAGCCACCAAGGAAGUCGAUUGGCCCGGGGGUCAUUGAUACUGAUUACGGGGCCAGAGGUGGUCCAAAAAGGCGGCCCAGUUUGGUGUCUAACUCUGAUAGGGGCGCAACUGAGUCAACUCGAACAUCAAUGGAUAUGACAAGCGGAGAAACCACAAAAGCGAUUGCCAAUUCGCGAGCUACAAAGGCUCGUUCAGUGCAACCGGCGCCGAGAUUAUCAACAAACAUUGCUGCUAGCAGCAGUAGUAACAAUCUCGCUCCAGAUCAGAACCGUACCUCAGCCGCGUAUCCAAGGUCACCAAGGGGUGCUGGUAAAGCAUCUACGCCUAAUUCAGCAAGGAGAAUGUCUGUAAUGCCGGGUACACAUACCUCUCACGCCACUGGACUUGGUGCAAGGACCAUUUCGCCCACCGAUGCACAAAGGAUGAAGCACUCGAGCAGCAUGCAUAGUACUUCUACGGGAACGCCUUCGGGUACUCCAUCUUUGGAGCCGGCGAAAAAAUCUCAACGCAAGCCCAGCUCUCGAAGACACGCACCGCGAAAAACGCUCGCCGGCCCUAGCGAGAUUGAUCAGAAAAUCAACGCGGCUCAAUCAAAGAAGAGCCUACAGCCACUACGACUCCCGCCGCUUAAUCUUGGCCCGUUGAAUUUACCUACGGGACCAAAGUCUGCACCUGUCCGAGAUUCUGGUGACGAUGGUAAACAAAGUCCACCUCUCUCACAGAUGAUUCCUAAAACGCCUACCACGCCCAUGACCGCGCCGAAAGGUUCCUUCUUUUCCAGAGCUCGUGUCGCCAGAGACCUCGAGAAGUCAGUUCCACGAAGCAGCAGUUCCAUCCACCAUGCCCGGUUAGACAGUCCAAAUGAAGACACAAGUUCAUCUAACUCGCCUCUGGGUACUGCAUCCAAGAAAAGAAGCCGCAAAGUCAACGCCUCGCCCUUCCUCUCGUCGUCUGCCCCUAAGGCCGCCGACACGUUCAAUGGCCAGUUGACGAAAUCUAAGACAGUUGGGGAUAUCAAUCAUAUGGUUUCGCUCGAAACCACCAUAGAUACUAAAACUCAGCAGAAGCCAUCCGGCCCGCGGGCACAGAAAUUGAUAAAGCCAGUUGCCAAAUCACCACCGCCUCAGGCCAGUCCCGAAGAGCCCCCAACACCGUCUUCUAUAAGCAAUUUGAGGAGAAAAUUAAGCUUAUCUUGGAAGAGAAGUACUUCUAAGAGCAGUCAUCAUGCGUCUGUCGGAUCUAUUGAUAAAGCUGCUGAGAAGCAAGCCCGUCAAGAAAGUAUGCCACCGCCGCGAAUCCCCAUCUCGGCGUCAACAAAUAUAAACUCGGUGAAGACAUCGAGCUCAAACCAUGCGUUGAAGACUGCGGGGACAUACUUGGAAUCUAGGCGCAGGAAGAGUUCCGCGUCCAGUCUAAACACUACGUUUACACAAAAGAGUCGUAGCGACGCUUGGACGAGCUCUAAGGAGGACAUUGGUAACAGUUCAAUGGUAGAGACGUCAUCGCAGCUUCGAAACUUAGCUACACAAAAGAUAAUCCGCCCCAGGCCAUCGACCGCUUCGAUAAAACGACGGGAUUCCUACACCGCCGAGCUGGACAAGGACGAUCUAAUCGCAGAGGAUGAGAUGAAGAGGUUAGCGAUGAGAAAGAAAGAGACUGAGAUAGCUGCUCGAACGCUUGACGCACUCCGUAAACGGGCGACGCCCAAGGAGCGCGUUGGGCCUCGGGAAGCGAUUCAGAUAGCGAUAUUGAAUAGAUAUGAGAAGGGCGAGAUUGUCGACUAUAAUGAUGUUUACUUCUGCGGAACUCAGAAUGCUGGUAAGGUGGUGGGCGACAUCGAAUCGAAGUUACCGAACUUUGGCUACGAUGAUGAGCGCGGCGAUUACACUAUCGUCCCAGGUGACCACCUUUCAUAUCGCUACGAAAUCGUCGAUGUCCUCGGAAAAGGAAGUUUCGGUCAGGUGGUGAGAUGUAUCGAUCACAAAACUGGUGUGCUCGUUGCUGUGAAGAUCAUUCGCAACAAGAAAAGGUUUCACCAGCAAGCUCUUGUCGAGGUUAAUAUCCUGCAAAAGCUUCGUGAAUGGGAUCCCCACAACCGACAUAGCAUGGUCAACUUCACUCAUAGCUUUUAUUUCCGAGGACAUCUUUGCAUAUCAACCGAACUUCUCGAUAUGAACCUCUACGAAUUUAUCAAGUCGAAUUCCUUCCGCGGCUUUUCUCUCAAACUCAUUCGACGAUUCACCAAACAAAUGUUGAGUUCGCUCAAUUUGCUUAAGCAACAUAAGGUGAUCCAUUGCGAUCUUAAACCCGAGAACAUUUUGCUUCGCCAUCCGAUACACUCUGAAAUCAAAGUGAUCGACUUCGGGUCUAGCUGCUUCGAGAACGAAAAGGUUUACACCUACAUUCAAUCCCGGUUCUAUCGAUCUCCUGAGGUCAUUUUGGGAAUGACCUACGGCCUACCCAUCGAUAUGUGGAGUUUGGGUUGCAUUUUAGCUGAGCUGUAUACCGGUGUUCCUAUCUUCCCUGGCGAGAAUGAGCAGGAACAACUGGCUUGCAUCAUGGAAGUCUUUGGACCCCCGGAGAAGCAUCUCAUUGAGAAGAGUACAAGGAAGAAGCUCUUCUUUGACUCGAUGGGCAAGCCCCGCUUAACGGUAUCCUCGAAAGGCAGAAGACGCCGUCCAUCGUCGAAGACCCUUCAACAAGCUCUCAAAUGUGACGAUGACCCAUUCCUCGACUUCCUUGCCCGUUGCUUACGAUGGGAUCCCGACCGUCGUCUCAAGCCUGAGGAGGCCAUACGUCACGAGUUUAUCACUGGUCAGAAAACCUCUGUUCCAGUUCCUAGAACCCGUGAGUCCUCGCCGAUAAAACGUCACAACACUAUCUCGACGCCACGACCUCUACCGGAUCCGCCAGGAGUUGGCAAAGGUGGUCACAAUUUGCGCCCCCGGGAGGCGAGUAAUACUAGUCCUUUGAAACCAGCUCCUGGAGCAAGACGAACAUCUGCUUUCACCAGCACCACAAAUGCCCCUGGCGCGAAGCGGGUCAGUGCGGGAACAUCUACAGCAGGCGGCAGCAACCUUCCUCGCGUGGCCGGCCGAACAGCUAGUGGCAAGCAAGAUUUGGCCUCGGUGGGGGCAAGUGUUGCUAUGAGUCGACGAGCAUGAAUGAGUUGAAUAUUGGCGUACGGUACGAUAGGAGCUUGAAAGCGAGUAUCCUAGAUGUGUUACGAGAUAAAUUGGGCAUUGAUUUCCGGCAGCAUUCCACGGUGCAGGCGCAU
This is a messenger RNA of Hypoxylon fragiforme, 4189 nucleotides long. RefSeq lists its product as uncharacterized. Gene Ontology annotation, biological process: peptidyl-serine phosphorylation; peptidyl-threonine phosphorylation. The transcript has 4 exons. Bases 318 to 4076 code for a protein of 1252 amino acids. Gene Ontology annotation, molecular function: ATP binding; protein serine/threonine kinase activity. NCBI's taxonomy places the organism in Eukaryota, Fungi, Ascomycota, Sordariomycetes, Xylariales, Hypoxylaceae. The record is from RefSeq and is a predicted model, not a curated record.